Messenger RNA from Enterobius vermicularis (human pinworm), 318 nucleotides. The record is from the annotation of a GenBank genome assembly. Lineage: Eukaryota; Metazoa; Nematoda; Chromadorea; Rhabditida; Oxyuridae.
AUGUGCAUUCGAGAUGCCGAUUCUGGUGAACUGUUAUGGCAAAGCACAGAUGAUCUAGCAGAUUCUAGCAAAGAACAUGAAGCUCGGGUACCAAAAAAGAUUCUCAAAUGUCGAGCGAUUUCCAAAGAGAUAAAUUUCACGUCUCAGGAGCAAAUAGAAAAUUUUCGUUUGGAACAACGGAUUUACCUGAAAGGAAGCAUACUUGAAGAGUGGUCAUUUGAAUUUGGAUUUGUCAUCCCCGGGUCUACCAACACAUGGGAGAAUAUGAUUGAAGCCGCCUCAGAACCUCAGAUGUUACCUGCUUCGCUACUUAAGUAA